CCUGGCGCCGCUGCCAGACGUCGCAGAGCACGGUUGCACAGUCAAGAUGGCACCACGCUGCGCCGCGCCGCGCCGCGCUGCAGAAGCCAUGAGGAAAACCGCUGGUAUCCGGUGGAUGUCUUGGCUUCCUCUGCUGGUAGCGAUUUCUCUGCCUCUUGCUGAAGGACGCCUCGACUGCACGUGCCACGUCCGGGCUCAGAAGCGCAGCGUGGUCCACAUCAGUUGCCCUAGCUUGCAGAAUGGGAGUGCAGCCGACAACUGCGUGACAGCAGGGCGUGACAGCGGCCUGCCAGCUCGGAGACGCGACAACGAAGGCUUCCUGUUCCUGCCUCCACGCUCAAUGGUCAGGUUUUCCCGAGCCUGCCAGUCGUGGCACCAGGCCCGCUACGCCUGCGAGGCUUUCGACGCCACCUUGUUCGUGUCUGUCGACGAAGAGAGUGUCAAUCUGCUCACAAAGAGCCCCUUUAAAGAGCGUUACGUCGACCAGUAUUUCAUCGGACUCACUGAUGUGCUUUCAGAAGGAAUCUUCGUGGACAUAGAAGGGCAUCCAGCGCAUUACCUGAACUGGAGCAGCGGUGAGCCGAACGACGUGGGGGGUAAAGAAAACUGCGUGACGCUGAACGCCAAAGGCCAGAUGAACGACCUGGGCUGCGACGUGGACGCGCCGUUCCUGUGCGAGCGCCGGCUGCGCUCGGCGCCGCCCCCCGGCUACACGCUGCUGCCCGCGGCGGGCUCCUUCGUACGGCUCGGCGACGCCGGGGACCUGCGGGCGCGCGCCGCGGCCGCCUCCGCCUGCGCCGCCCAGGGGGCGCGCCUCUUCGUGCCGGACACCGCGGCCGCCACCGAGGCGCUGCUGCGCCACGUGCCCGUCGACGCCGGCCAAAUGCUGGUCGGCCUCUCCGACGCACACACCGAGGGAGUCUUCGUCACUGAUGCGGGUGGGAGGAAGAGCCCGGCAGAUGCUUGCAAUAAGCUGUCGACUCUGCCAAGUAACUGGCGGCGACUGCGUGUCGGCGUCACAUCACUGUCUGCGCAGCACUCUCGUCUGUCCCCACAGAACGCGCCUUGCAGUUCGCGAAGACAUCCGACAACGCGGCACUGCAAGAGACGGCCAAAAAUGAAGUCUGUAGCGUUGGCGCUGGUGCUGCCGCUCUUUAGUCUCGUCGCUGGUAGCUUUGACCUGCCAGAUCUCUGCCAGUCACCGGGCCUCGAGAGCAAGUUCAGCUUCUCGCUCAAGAGCGAGCGCAACGACACCGGGCCAUGGAUCUCCACGGUGAGUGGGGAGCGGUCUACGCCGGGCGGCGUGGCCGGCACCGACUCCUGUCCCUGGGAAGUGCGCGUCGGCCACGAGGUCACCACCUGCCCGCUGCGGAGCCGCGGCGUGCGCCUCGCUGCCACCAUCGAGAUGCAGUCGAACCUGACGGACGCCGACGUAGCAGCGCUCGUGAAGAAAAGGGGCGAAGUUCCGCCGCCUACGACGGAGUACAAGACGAAGCUGGGGCACAGCGAGUACAAGCUGGACCUGCGGCUGGUCAAGUGGGAGCUGGCGCGCCAGUACUGCCAGGAGGAGGGCGCCGACCUCGUCGUCAUCAACUCCAAGCAGGAGGCCGACGUGCUGCGCAAGAUCCUCGCCGACCACGGCGUCAUCUCGGAGGACCCCUACGAAAACAAGCAGGUCUGGGUCGGCAUCCACGACCGUCACGCCGAGGGCAACUUCGUUACCGUCUUUGGCGAGCCGCUGUCGGAGACGGGCUACGUGUCGUGGUCGCUGGGCGAGCCCAACAACCUGAGCGGCAGCAGCGAGGGCGAGGACUGCGUGUCGAUGCUGCGCUCCGGCGACUACAACGACGAGAUCUGCAACAAGAAGCUCGCCUUCAUCUGUGAGCGGCCCUACUUCACCGAAAUCUACAGUUGAUGACCGCCUGACGGAGUCUCGUGGCCGCCUCGUCAGUCGAAAUACCGGAGCAUUGGCAGAUUCCUUCUUCUUGUUUCCCAGCUGUAUGACUCCUCGAUAACAGCUCUUGUUUAUAGGCUCCUACUUUUAUACCUGCUGUACAUCAGAUCUUGCAUAUGCAAAGGCCCGAAAGGCCAUAGUACUUGAGUUAACUGUGUUAUUUACCUGAUGAUAUCAAAGGAUACAAUAAAAGGCUAGUGGAGAGUGUGGUUUGAGAAGCAUUAA
Messenger RNA from Schistocerca serialis cubense, 2179 nucleotides. RefSeq lists its product as uncharacterized. Lineage: Eukaryota; Metazoa; Arthropoda; Insecta; Orthoptera; Acrididae. The transcript has 11 exons. The coding region runs from base 47 to 1915 and encodes 622 amino acids. The record is from RefSeq and is a predicted model, not a curated record.